GCAUGCUUGAAUGAUCAUGUGCUAUGUUUAAUGAAUAUUAGUGACAGAGAGCGGAUACAUUUAACGCAGCAAGGACAACAUAUUUCUCAUAAGAUAGGAUAAUUACAAGAAGGUAAAGUGCUAUAUAAUCAAAUUGAACAACGCAAAGGUGCUUCAAGAAGUCCAAGAUAGCGAAACACUUACCUGCUUUCGUUCCGUUAGCUGCUGAACUUAUAUACUGAAACUCCAUACCAAGGAACUCAUUUUUGCGACGCCAGUUUUAUUUUAUCAAGAGAAGUCCCGCUAUUGUGGUUUGCUCUCGUCAUUACAGGAUUUAAAAAUCUCAUUCGUCGACAGAGGUGGAAGAUUUUGGUAUAAACAAACCAUUUGCCAGUUUUUCAAUCCCAAUGGAUAACGCUUCCAGAAAUCGCUCAGUUGUUUUGAAGAUUUUUGUCAUAUUGGCAUUCACAGGUAAGUUACCCUUCUUUGAAGUGUUUUGCUACAUUAAUUGUACUAGAUAUAGCUGCAAGCGUCUUAAAGAAAGGCCGAUAAGGUUUAUUUUAAAAAUUUCUUUUAUAGUAGGAGUGGCUUACAAUUUUGAAAGUCAUCAAUUAACAAGACAUGAACAGUUUAAGUUAUUGUAAUUCGGAAAUCGUUCUAAAAAGCAAAUCGCAAAAAUGAAAUGAUGAUUUAAAUCAACCCGAUAUCAUUCACAAAAUAUACUCAAUAUCAAACAAUUAUUAAAAUUUUAGACAGUCUGUUCGAAACCAGGAAUAUCUUAAAUUGCAAUAAAAGGAACAUUAUUUCUAGAGAAAGUAAAAUUCAAAAAGACGAAGCAAUUUGAGAGAUCUAUUGUUAUAAUUACUAUGAAUGAUCGACCGCUUGCAUUAUGUCACGUCAUUACCAGCUAGGUAGCAUUUGAAUCAGUCAACGCUUUUGGUAACAAUUCAGACGCUGUUGGUACGAGAAAUUUCUUGAAUGGCAUUUGAUAACUCUACACUGAUGAGCUAGGUAAUUGCACAACAAAACCUCCUGCCUUGACUCUUCACAGCUUUAAAACAAUAUAUUCAUAUCGUAAUGGCAUCGAAUAUUAAUUAAUGUUUACACUUUGUUUUCGUUCAUACUAACCAAUCGCUCAUUAAAUCAUUUUUUGAUAGUAUCUCUUUGUUUUUCCUGAUUUUGUUUAUAUUACCAUUAUCUAAUUUUUGUUUAAAAAAUUCGCAUUUUUACACUUCUCAUAAAUUUUACGGGGGAUCAGUCGUCACUAAAAAAAUACCUCUGGCUUUAGGUUUUAAUUUACCCGUGAUCAAAGAAAACUGAGUCAUUAGACAGAUCCUUUGCAUUUUAAAACUAAUGAAAUACUAAUAUAUAGUAAAAUAUAAAAUAUAAGAUAUAACAGUAUUGGGGGAGGGGAGAGGGGGUCGGACUUUGUCAAUCAAUUUUGGACCCCAGCCCAUCCCCCUCCCUCUCUUUCCUUUCAGGCGAAAAAAAAUUGGUCCCUCUGUCACUCACGAAUUUUUAAAAACACCUUUUUUCUUUAGGGCUGACAUAUGGCAACAAGCUGGACGACUUGCUGAAUGAUGAUAAACUACGUAAGUUUUACCACGAGUACAAAUUGCAACCAUCACCUCUUUCAGUGAACGCUAACUGAAUGAAAGUGCCAGCUCUUGUAUUUCUUUACUUAACUAACAUUACACACAUAACUUACACACUCAUGAUUUGCAUUUAUUAUGAUUUACCAUCGUCAUUAUCUGUAAUCAAUGGCGUAGUUAAGAAAGGGAGGAGGUGCUUAUGACCUAUGUCUUCGUGAGGAAAAUUUGUGAUAUUACACCAACACCAAACAUGUUACACCAAAAACCAACUGGCAUAACUGAUGUGACCAUUAUGAAGACUCCACCCUCCCUCCCCUCCCCACUCCACAUCUUUGGUGGAAAGUUCUGGACACAAUCAAGAUUAGUCUGGAGACUAGUUUUGCUCCUGAUAAAUUGACUGAGUAUCGUAUCUUCUCUGACCAAAAUUGAUUCUCUCUGAACUUCGCACCUAGUCAAUUUUGGUUUGAAUCAGAUUUUACUUCGCGUUGUAGCGGAAUUUUGAGUCAUUGAGAAUUAGAACUCUCUUGGAGCAUGGGAUCGAUAACCAGCUUAUGGUCGAAAAAUGAGCCCACGCACCUAAACCUUCUUGGGAGGAUUUUAGAACGCUCUCGGAAAACGACGAAAAUUUGUUUACGACUUGUAGUCGAUGUCAACUGAUUAAUUUUUUUUCCCUCAUUGCAGUUCUGUAUGUGGCCAUUGGGUUUCUUUGUUUCUCUGUGCUGUUCCUAUUUUUAGCGAUUCUAAUGAUCUCUAUCGUCGUCAUCAGAAUGCAGAAAAUGAGAAAGUAAGUUUAUUUUUGUGAGCUUGCGUAGCAAGAGGUAAAGUAGGAACUUUGAAGCGCUCAGUCACGAGAAGCCCGGGAAAAAAGCGUUAUUUCUCUUUGUCGCAGCCUUUAUUUUCAUAGAGCGACAGUAUCUGCCAUUUUUUAAACCUGGAAUUAAUUAAAAGAAAAAAAAAGAUCCUUGCCCACUUUGCUAUACUAGAGGUAGGUGGUAAUAGUUACAGAUGCUGAACUUGUGAUAUUUCUCUCAGGGCACGUCAGAAGGAAGAGGAUGAAGCAGGCGGAAGAAUCAGUGAAACAAUUAUUGCAAACCCUAAUGUUUUGCAACACCCUCCUGGGCGAAGCUCGAACGAACCAACAAAAUGGGAACGUCACCCAAACGCGGGGAAGAACGGCGGCAAAAGGGUAUCUAAGGGAAACACCCCUGUGGACUAUCUGGAGUAUAUGGACUUGAUAAUUAUGGACGCUGCGAAUAUGAACCUACCGCGUGCAAAGAGGAUAGAAAGUGAGAACAGAGAAAAGACAGUUUGAGUUGUAUGAUUGUGUGGCAGGCUGCAAUUCUGCUGUGUUUUGAACGUCUAAGUCCCUCACUGUAUUUGAGUUGAG
Molecule: messenger RNA, 2958 nt
Organism: Pocillopora meandrina
Lineage: Eukaryota; Metazoa; Cnidaria; Anthozoa; Scleractinia; Pocilloporidae
Source: the annotation of a GenBank genome assembly